AUGUCCACCGCAACAGUCCAUCUUUUUGACCCAACCGCGCCAACCCAGCCCGCCAGCAAGCUCUGGCCAAAUCCAUCAACAGCUUCGCUGAAAGCCGGCUCAUCGCGCGUCUUCCACGACAGAGAGAAAGACUCUGUUACUGCGCUGGGAUCACUGGGCCCGGACUUCGCCUCGAAAACGGGUAAUGCGCGGAGGGAGGCAGUGAGGCGGCAAGUCGGGGGUUUGGUGAAAGAGCUGGCGUCGAAGGACUAUGUUGAGCAGGUCUUGGUUGAUACUACGCAUGACGCGCAUGCCGCGGCCGUUGCUGCGCAUUUGGCGACCUACAAGUUUACCCUCAAAACUGAGCCUGCUCAUCGGCUCAAAGCGAACGGGUUAAAGCCGCUCGAUGCGUCCGUGGAAUGGGACCGUGGGGUUGUUUACGCAGAGGCCCAAAACUUGGCCCGGACUCUCAUGGAACUCCCUGCAAAUAUGCUUACGCCAACGCUCUUUGCACAGCGAAUACACGCCGAGUUCUCUGGAGUCGAAAACACAGAGGUUAUAGUAAGGGACGAAGCUUGGGCGAAGGAAAAGGGCAUGCGGACAUUCUUGUCUGUCUGCAGCGGCACUUUUGAACCGGGAAAAUUUGUGGAAAUUCACUAUAACGGUGCUUCCUCUAAAGAGGCCGCCCCAUUAGUUCUCGUUGGUAAAGGCAUUACUUUUGAUAGUGGGGGAAUCAGCCUCAAGCCUUCCGCUGAUAUGAAACUUAUGCGUGGAGAUAUGGGCGGGGCCGCAUCCGUAGUUUCUGCCAUCCUCGCUAUCGCCAAACUCAAGCUCCCUAUCAACGUUGUAGCGCUCACACCGUUAGCGGAGAACAUGCCCAGUGGGACUGCUACUAGACCAGGCGAUAUAAUCUACGCGAUGAACGGCAAGUCCAUCGAAGUCGACAACACGGAUGCUGAGGGUCGAUUGGUGUUGGCUGACGCUAUUUACUAUGGCUCGACCGAAUUCAAGGCUCACACAUUGAUCGAUGUCGCGACUUUGACCUACGCCAUGGAUAUAGCAUUGGGCGAAGUAUUCACCGGCGUCUUCUCUUCCUCCGAUGCGCUCUGGGAAAAGCUACACGCCGCUGGCGAGACCGAAUACGACCGGUUCUGGCGGAUGCCCCUCGACGAAGAUUACGGCCCACAAAUCUACAGCAGCAACGCGGAUCUCUGCAAUACCGGCGGUAAACCCGGAGGAAGCGCGACCGCUGCACUUUUCUUGAAGCAUUUCGUUCAUGGCCUGGGCAAGACGAUCGAGUGGGCCCACAUCGAUAUCGCGGGCACGAUGGAGGCGACGCGGGAGAAGCCGUACCUGCUGACGGGGAUGACCGGGUCAUCUGUGCGCGGGUUGAUUGAAUAUGCGAGGAAUUUGGGGCAGGGGACAAAUUGA
Molecule: messenger RNA, 1410 nt
Organism: Mycena indigotica
Lineage: Eukaryota; Fungi; Basidiomycota; Agaricomycetes; Agaricales; Mycenaceae
Product: Leucine aminopeptidase
Exons: 14
Coding region: 1-1410 (469 amino acids)
Biological process (GO): proteolysis
Cellular component (GO): cytoplasm
Molecular function (GO): metalloaminopeptidase activity; manganese ion binding
Source: RefSeq, a predicted model, not a curated record